This is a messenger RNA of Impatiens glandulifera, 1559 nucleotides long. RefSeq lists its product as uncharacterized. Lineage: Eukaryota; Viridiplantae; Streptophyta; Magnoliopsida; Ericales; Balsaminaceae. Bases 9 to 1307 code for a protein of 432 amino acids. The record is from RefSeq and is a predicted model, not a curated record. The transcript is spliced from 12 exons.
GAGGGAAAAUGGAAAUGGAUGAACCUGUAGAAGAAGGAAUUCAGUGUUCGGAAAUGAUUGAUCUUCAUAGCAUGCGAAGUCGAAUUAGCGAUUUAAGAGACACAUAUGGAAGAUCUAAGGAUGAAUCGAAAUUAUCUCCUUCCGAGUCGAAUCAGUUACUCAAAGACUCUGCUUUCCAUGUCGAGGGGAAAAUAAGUGAAUUUCUGUUGGAGUUCUCCGAUAUUGGUACUUUAGCUGCGCCAGAUUUGGAUGCGUUCUUGAGUGUUUUGAAGAACGAGCUCAACUCGAUGGACGCUGAAAAUGCUAUGAUAUCCAACGAAAUUGAAGAUCUUAAGAGAAAAUCUAGAGAAGAUUCUAAUAGUUUUGAGAGUGAGCUUGAAAGCUUGGACUGUUUGACUAAAUUGGCCACUUUACAGGGCUCAGAGGAAAUACAAGUUAAUGAUGGUCAAGUUGAUUGCUUUUCACAUGGAGAAGAGGAGAAAGAGUUGAUAAAUGCUACAAAAAGAAACAACUUUAAGAUGUUUGAGCUUAGUCAGCAGAUAGAGGAAAAUAAGAUGACCUUGAAGUCAUUGCAGGAUCUUGAAUGCAUGUUUGUAAGGUUUGAGGCUAUAGAAAAGAUUGAGGAUCUAUUAUCAGGUGUCAAAGUAAUUGAAUAUGAAGGGAACAGCAUGAGAUUGUCUUUGAAGACUCAUAUACCAAAUUUAGAAAGCUUAUUGUGCCGAAAGCAACUCAAAGAUCUUUCUGAGCCCUCAGAACACAAUCAUGAAUUGUUGAUUGAAGUUGUGGAUGGAACCAUGGAGCUAAAGAAUGUUGAGAUCUUCCCAGAUGAUGUCUACUUAGGUGAAAUUGUUGAUGCUGCAAAAUCCUUUAGGCAGUUGUCCUCAGAUAUGCUAGCAGUGGGGAUUAGGUCUCCACUCGAGUGGUUUGUCAGAAGAGUGCAAGAAAGAAUUGUUCUAUGCUCAUUGAGAAUGAUGCUUGUAAAAUCUGCAAACAAAUCCAGUAACUCCAUUGAGUACUUGGAUAGAGAAGAGACAUUGAUAGCACAUAUGGUGGGUGGAGUUGACGCUUUCAUAAAGAUUUCUCAAGGCUGGCCAUUGUCCAAUCAUGCACUAAAGCUGAUAUCUCUUAAGAGCACUUCUCGUUCAAACGAUAUUUCAUUGAGCUUUCUUUGCAGGAUUGAGGAAUUGUCAAAUUCGCUGGAUAUGCAAGUACGGAAUAACCUUUGCAACUUCGUUGAUGCAAUUCAAGCAAUUCUUAAGCAACAAGCACGGGCAGAACUCCAACCUGAAACAAGUUCUGAAAAUUGAAUUCAUUCAAAAUCCAAACAUUCUUGUUGGUAGAGCUCGUUGUCAUUCAUCCUUAUAAACAGAUGAUGCUAUUGAACAUCAUUCUUAUUGGUAUUAGUACUUAUUGCUAGGAUGUUGUUCAUAGGAAGUAUGUUGGAAAAUUGAAUAUAGCUAAGAUAAUAGUGAUGUGCUGAUUAUUAUUACUUCAAGUCAAGGCGAUCUAUAGUUGUGUUUUGUUUGGAAUGGUGUAAUAAUUGUUAAAGUUUUGGGAUU